UGUGCUGCACGAGCCACGCUCAACCUAAGUGCGCGCGACACAUCUAUCCACACAUGCCUGGAGAAGAAAUCACAAUGCCACCAGUAGCAGUUUGAACGGAAAAUGGUUAUAUUAUGCACUACAUUUGCUUGACAUAAGUGCACAAAGAUUAGCGGAUGGGGAACUAUAAUCACUCCGUGGCGCGCUGUAGCUGGAGGAAACUUCCAUGCGCUCGGUCUGAUCACCGGAUUCUCUGAGAGGGAAUGAGACGCGUGAAGUCGGGAAAGUUAGACUGAAGGAAAAUGUCGGCGACACAUGCCUCACCUUUGUCCAAUAAAACCAACCAGUAUGAGGACGUGGACGCGGUUGAGGGCAACUGGCAGCUUCUCUUUGGUUUAUCCUUCGCCAUCGCUGCUGUCACUAGCUUGGGAGGUUUGUACUCGCUUAUGUCGCUGCUCAGGAUGAGAAGUAAGUCUUCCCUCUGUCUGAUAGUGGCUUCUUUAUCUAUAGACGACCUGAUCAGCGUCGUGCCGCUCACGCUCUUCAUGAUCUUGCAAUGGAGGAGCGGAGACGCGAACCGGUCGGGCGCAAUGUGCACUCUUUCCGGACUCCUGUAUGUUUUCCAAGGGUUGUCAAGUAAUAUGAAAGCCUGUCUCAUAGUUGCCUACACUUUUUACGUGACAAAACGCUUUGGAGUGUAUCAGACGGCUAACCGAUCUCUCGGGGUAUUUGUGGCGGUGGUGGCGGUGUGGAUGGUGAGUCUCGCGGUCAGCGUCUUGCCUGUGUGUGGCUGGGGUCGCUUCACCCCCACUUCUCUCGGCUGUCUCCCGGAGAACGACAGCCUGUACGUGCUACUUCUGUUCGCUGUUUACUCACUGUGUUUCUGCGGGCUGGUAGUUUGCUCGGUUCCUCUCAUCUACCAGCUCAUGUGCUCCAAGGAGGCCCUGAGAACAUUUUACCCGAGCUAUUUUGAAAUUGCCGGGUCUGCGCCGCUGUGUGAGAUCCCCUCUCUGUCACGGGAUAGCUUGGAGAAAAGUUUGGGAGCUUACAAUAAAUUCAUCUCAAACAGUGGCAGUUUUAAGAACAAAACGGAUACAUAUUCCUUCUCAUACUCACCAGCAACUGGUAAUUUUCAGAAAGAUGAAGCUCAAAGUGUACGACAUUCCCGCGUGUUUUUCUCUCAGAAGCGCUUCUCGAUGAUUCUGGCCAUGGCGCGAAUUAUUCUGUGGAUGCCAAUGAUGACCCAAAUCCUGGUGAGUCAUGCUGUUCACAUGCACAGCUCGUCCUUGGAGACUCUCUGUUUUUUCCUGACCUUGCUUUCUGCGGCGGUCACCCCUGUGUUCGUGCUUUCCGAGCGCUGGAUCCAUCUGCCAUGCGGCUGCUUUAUCAACUGCCGUCAAGGUUUAGGAUCCGAGCUUUCCAACGCAAAGAAAAGGAGAUUUGAAUUCAACCUCUCAUUUCAACAAGGCUAUGGCAUUUACAAGAUCUCCCAUGUCAAGUCUCCAUCCAUUGAGAAACCCUCUUUUAACAGUUUAUACAGCUGUGAUCUCUCUGAGAGCAGAGUGGCGGUGCUGGACAGCGGUCAGAUCGGUAAGUUCAGCACCACAGCAGCGGAGGACAGCUCCCUCCACAGUGAGCUGCUGCUUGAAGAGAGAGCAGCCAGCCAGCCUCAGAGCUCCACAGAAAGGGACGGACUGUGCAGUGUCUCACCUCAAGUUUCAACUUGCGAUCAUGAGGAUCUUCACCUUGACAAUUCGUCUGUGUUCGAUGGUCCCGAGAGGAGGCUGUCACAUGAGGAGUGUCGUAAAAUCGAGCUGACUGACUGGGAGUGGUGCAGGAGUAAAUCAGAAAGGACACCCAGACAGAGAUCCACGGCUGGGUUGGCCAUUCCAUUAUGUGCCUUCCAGGGCACAGUUUCCCUCCAUGCCCCCACGGGCAAAACACUGUCCCUCUCCACCUAUGAAGUCAGCAGCGAUGGUUUAAGGAUCUCUCCUAACAACGCAAAGAAAGUUGAGGUGUACCGCUCCAAAUCAGUGGGUCAUGAACCUAGUGCUGAAGAGCACAACUCUAGCAAUGGGGGUGGUGGAGUUGGAGUACGGGGUGGAGUCGCAGACACCAAUGUAAAAAUCCACCUGGAGGUUUUGGAGAUCUGCGACAACGAGGAGGCCAUGGACAGCGUGUCUAUUGUCUCCAACAUCAGCCAGUCAUCCACACAUGCACGUUCACCCUCACUACGCUACUCUCGUCGUGAGAACCGCUUUGUCUCAUGUGAUCUAGGAGAAACAGCCUCGUACUCGCUGUUGAUCCCCACGAGUAAUCCAGAUACGGACAACAUUAACAUCCACAUUCCGGAUACAGUGGAAGCGCAUAGACAAAACAGCCGGAGACAACACCAGGAGGCUGGAGGUUACCAGGAAGAGAUACAGCUGCUUAAUGAAGCCUAUAGGAGGCAGGCAGGUGAUCAGGGAAACUGAAAUAACCAGAAACACCAGGCUAUGCCAGUGGGCUGAGAAAUCCUAAGGAAGAAGUAGAGAAGGUUUGGAUGAGAUAUAGUUAUGAAGGCUCAUAGAGUUGCAAGUUCAUGGUAGAUUAAAGCACCCAGACCUAAAAAUAUUAUCAUCUAAGCACAACUAGUGUUAGCAGCAAGAUCAGAUGUCACAAUGUGAAAAUCACAAGAGAGUCAUUUGUCUGCCAAACUGUUUGCUUUAGUAAGCAACUGUGGGAUAAAAAUAUGCAGGAAGCAUGAUAAGAUGUUGUUAAUUCCUUUAGAAUUAAAAUUCAAGGUAUGUUAUAAGGAAGAGGAGGUUUGGAAGGGGGAGUGAUUUAUUUGCUCUAAAGAUGAGACAGAGUUGGUUUGUUCUGAUCUGUCCUUGAUUUCAAGCCUCAAGAAUGAUAGAUCAUGGGGUUACAACAGUAAUGGUGACUCUCGGAUGCUUAGAAGUGGAGAUGUCUUGGUUUGAAUGAAGCACUGGAGAAUAAGGCUGAAGUCCUUGAGUGGAUGAAAGUGACGUAUAUGCUGAAAUAAAGGUUAGGAACAGACUUAACUCGCUCAACUCAGAUGUUCUGUCUUUUAUUAAAUGCAAAUGUAAGUGCAUAGACAGAAAACCUUGAGGAGAGAGUUGAAUUGAGAAGGGUAAAUACCGUUGCACAUAUGUGCGGUUGUGGUGAGACAGACAAAGAAUAGGAUUGCAAAGGCAUGUGUGCAAGAAAAAGCUAAAAUAAAUACUUUUUAGUAUUCUAGCUCAGGCAGAAACUAUAUGGCAUAUAAAAAAAAACAUUUCAAAUGUUUGCAUCACAAUUCAUUAUGCUUUGUUUUUUUAAAUUAUGUUGCUGUGCGUAACAGUCAAGGUGUAUUCUCACACUGAGUUGUCUAGUGUGUGUGUGUGUGACUGUUUAAAGGAUGUUCUGGGUUGCACUUAUGGCAUAAUGUUUUUUUUGUUUUUUUGUUUUUUUUAAAAAAGCCAAAAUCUGAAUUACAGAGAGACUUUUAAAAAAAAGAAGUGAAUGUUAAAAUAUGCAACCUAAAACACAAUAUGUAUUAUGAUUUCAAAGAGCAAAUUAAGCAGUGUGAUAAAAACACAGACAAAUCUCUUUUGUGUAAAUUUUGCUGCAGUGAAAAUGUAACACCUAAAACCCUAAAAUGACAAAAACAACAUAACAGCUCAAAGAAUACACAAGUUGAAAAGAAAAGUUAAUGUAAGUUGAAAAGAAAUGUUAAUGUACUGUAAAGCCCAAAGUAUACUUUGUUUUUGUAUGCGUAUGCUAGCGAAUGCGUACUGUUGAACACAUAGCCUUUCAAAGUAUACUUCAUUUGAUGUUGUGUGCAAAUGCAGGUGGUCGACACAUGCACUCUAGAAAGCUUCAUCCAUGUCCAGUGUUUGCUCUAUUUUUCCCUGUAAGUUAUGACCAAUAACAAAUAUUAAAAACUCUUUUAAACCAAAACUGAACUGUCUCAUACCCUCUCGCUCACAAGUGCUUGUCAGUGUGAUCAUCUGUUGUUGUCGCUAUUUUUUGUUGUUCUGUCUCUAUAGUUUCAUUUUCUAAGUUGAAACAAUGGUGUUGCCACCUUGUGGAACUGAUUACGGCAAAACUAAUUCAAUGCACAUGUACAAAGUAUGUGCAGUUACAAAAAUCGGUUGGUGCGUGUACUAUUCUGAUGACAAAAUGUGCAUGACACGCAGUGUACGCUGUCCCUCGCGUAUGCAUAAAAAGUGAAGUAUACUUUGAGCUUAGUGCUUUUGUAAUAUUGGAACAUUCACAUUUUUGUGUCUUUAUUCACUUCCAUUGCAAGUGCCUCACAGUAACCUUGACUAUUUUUCUUUUUAAAAAGUGUAAAUCAUUCAGCAUGUCACGUCAUGCCACAAAUACUGUUGAUUGCUUGCAUUAACCCCAGAAUAUUCCUUUAAUUGCAAUCCUAGUAUGUAUGAAUAUGUAAAUACUGAUAGCUGUAUGUAUGCUUGCUUCUUUAUGUGGGUAUUUGUACAUGUUUUUUGUUGUAAAAAGCCCUGAACUUACAUUCUGCUUUAUAUGCAUUCCCUAAAUGACUGCUGAGAAAAAGCAAAAGAAAUUCUGUCAAUGGAACAUUCAACAAAUGUAGACGUGAGCCUGAUGCAUGAGUCUAUUUUAGGUGUUAAUGUGUGUGCAAAUGUGCUCAUUUUUGAGCCACUUAGGAAUUUUCAGCGCACUGCUUUUGCAAUCAGAAACGUGACCCUGGCCACUCGCUUGCAUUUAAUACUGGCAUAUAUUCAGCUCUCAAAUGGACCAUUCAUGGAUGAUUCAGUGGAUCCCAGUAAAAUGAAGGCAUGAUUAUGCUGCUUUUCAUUUGAGCUCUGCCGUAUCAGUAUGUGAAACUACUAUUUAAAAAUGUGAAAAUUAAAUGCAAAGGCCAUUCACGGAGGCUCAUGUAGCUCUAAUAACUCAAAAAAAUCAAAUUAUUCACUGUAGAUAUAAUUUCUUGUUAUUUUUUGUCAAAAUCAAUGUUUUUUUUUUGUUUUGUUUUUAAAUAUAUAUGUGUUGUAUAUUUAGAAUAGUAGAUUUGUCUUAGCCUUGUGAUGUCAAGCAGCAAAAUAGCUGAGGCAUAAUGCUACAAAAUAUUUUCAUCUAUCCAGUGUUCUCAUUAAAGAUUUAUUUACAGAAAAUAG
Molecule: messenger RNA, 5120 nt
Organism: Labeo rohita (rohu)
Lineage: Eukaryota; Metazoa; Chordata; Actinopteri; Cypriniformes; Cyprinidae
Product: probable G-protein coupled receptor 149
Exons: 4
Coding region: 282-2453 (723 amino acids)
Biological process (GO): neuropeptide signaling pathway
Cellular component (GO): neuron projection; membrane
Molecular function (GO): G protein-coupled receptor activity; neuropeptide binding
Source: RefSeq, a predicted model, not a curated record